AUGACAGAAUCAUACCCCCCUCCCAGCUAUAGCCGGGAUUACUACAACUCUUUCUUACCACCAUACUAUCCGUCUUCAACAGGCACUUACACGACCACGCCCCCGGCGGAAUCCUUUUCAUCAGACCAAUCCGCCUACAACACACAGUACCAGUACCCCUACGCCAACCAGUUCUCCCAGUUUUCCCCAGAAGCAUCGAAAAACCUCACCGAGGCAUACACAUAUACCGCCACUCCUCAGCUCUACACAUACGCCUACCUCCCCUCUCAACCUCUCUACCUCGACCAACAGUCCCCCUUGCCCUGGACAGGGGCAACCCUGCACCCCAGCACAGAGACCCAGCAUAUAAACCUUCAAGCUCCCACAGCACCAGCCUCGAAAUCAACAUCCCCGCUCGGUAACCACCCCCAAUCAGACACCAUCAAACGACAACGCUACCUCCACAAGAACCGCGUGGCGGCCACAAAAUGCCGCUCCAAGAAAAAGCAGUACAUCCAGCAAUUGCAAUCCCGCUUCGAGGACCUAGCACUUGCGAAACGCGAGCUGCAGUACCAGGUGCAGAGUCUGCGGGAUGGGUUGAUCUCGCUUAAGGAGGAGCUGGUGCGGCAUGCGCGGUGUGGCGAUGGGCCGAUUACGAGUUAUAUUGAGAAGAGGAGGGCGGGGUGUGCCUGA
This is a messenger RNA of Aspergillus pseudoviridinutans, 672 nucleotides long. RefSeq names its product bZIP transcription factor atfD (gene atfD). Gene Ontology annotation, molecular function: RNA polymerase II cis-regulatory region sequence-specific DNA binding; DNA-binding transcription factor activity, RNA polymerase II-specific. NCBI's taxonomy places the organism in Eukaryota, Fungi, Ascomycota, Eurotiomycetes, Eurotiales, Aspergillaceae. The record is from RefSeq and is a predicted model, not a curated record. Bases 1 to 672 code for a protein of 223 amino acids. The transcript has a single exon. Gene Ontology annotation, biological process: regulation of transcription by RNA polymerase II.